This is a messenger RNA of Leguminivora glycinivorella, 839 nucleotides long. RefSeq lists its product as uncharacterized. The transcript is spliced from 2 exons. Bases 101 to 700 code for a protein of 199 amino acids. Lineage: Eukaryota; Metazoa; Arthropoda; Insecta; Lepidoptera; Tortricidae. The record is from RefSeq and is a predicted model, not a curated record.
CGGAGAGCGUCGUGCCAAAUCUCAGCUUCCCGAGUGAAUCGUGUCAACAAAGUAUUACUCAACUUUUUUUGGCUGCUAAUCAGUGAAGUGUGGUUCCAAGAUGCUGGACAAGUCUGUGCUGGGCGCUAGUUGGGAGAGCGUGGUGUCGCGGGAUGACUACGAGAUCGACUACAGUCCAAGUCCGAGAGGUUCUCCGUUAAAGGAGACAUCCAACAUCCAGGAGGAUCAGACCUACUGCAUCAGCCGCCACAACCCGAACCGCACCUUCCGCCGAGAAUCAGUCAUUGCCUCUUGGAAGAGUUUGAAGAAAGAGAGAGAGCAAGCGUUGGGAAAAAGGAUUGUUUACGUGGAUGCAGAAAACUUCGAAGAUUACUAUGGAAGAAACAAGGUUAAGCGUUGCAAGAGUGAGAGGACAGCAGUUAGGACGGACAGUGUUGUCAGAGUCCCAAAGAAAGUCAAAAGGACAUAUUCGGUCUUGUACAGAUACGAUCCAAAUGAAGAGAAAGUAGUAAAAGAGUACAAAUACCAGCUGCCAAAGGAGCAAGAGCCAGUAAUGCCAAUCAGCUCGGCGAUGCAGAAGGCCUUUUCGGAACCAUUCCUCUGCCCCGACAGGACACCAAAGAAGAAAGUCAAACGUUCAUUCACCACCCUUCUGAACAUCAAAACGAAGUUCUUAAACAUAUUCACUUCGAAGAGUUAAAACUUCUCCUGUAGUUUUAAUUGGAAUAGUUGCUCAAUUCAAUGCAUUUUUAUUUAAAAUGUAGGAGUUCUCAAGGGAGUUGAAAUUGUGAUCGUUUAAUUUCUAGUCAAAAGAUUGGCGUCAAAGGACUGUAAUUAUA